UUUCAACGUGUUAACGAAGCCAAAAUUUUUUGUUGUUGUUGUUGUUGUUGUUUCUAUCUCUAUUUAAUCAAUCUAUAGUUUCAAUAAUGAAAACAUAUUGAAACGUUUGAAACAAACAAAACAAAACAUCAAACGGGAAGUGUGUGUGUGUUUGUUUGUGUGCGGGUGGAUAUCAAGACAAAACGUAAUUUUCAACAACCAUCACUACAUGUUUAGGAAAUGAAAUAGUUUCCGAAAAAAAACAUACAAUCGAUAGAUCGUUUAUUUUAAAUUACUUUUUUUCCGGGAAAAUUUCUCAAAUUGAUCAACAAAAAGAAUGUCUCAAGAUAAUUUUAAAAUAUUUUUCCUGUUUAUUUUCAUAUCCAUUUUUGCAAUUACAAAUGGACAAAGAUCACGUGGUUCAAUAUCAUCAUCACCACAAUCACCAUCCUCAUCAUCAUCAAAUCGACAAUUUUCACGUGGACAACCUGAAUCAUCAUCAAAUAUAAAUUCACCACCACCAUUAACAUCGAAUCCAGAUCCAGAUGAUGAUGAUCAUUCUGGUUCACAAGGCAAUUCUGGUGGUGGUGCAGAUUUCACUUGUCCAAAAUCCGAUGGUCUAUUUGCCGAUCCAAAUAAUUGUCGAAAAUUUAAUCUUUGUGGUAAUUGGCGUGCAUGGAGUCAAACAUGUCCACCAUCAUUGUAUUUUGAUUCCAAACUAAAAUAUUGUACAUUUAAAACUGAACAACUAACUUGUGGCCCAAUUGAUGAAGCUGAAGUACGUGCUGAAGAACGUGAAUUAAGUCAAGAUGCACUGCCAUCAUGUCAAUUGGAUGAUUGUCAUCUACCAAAUUGUUUCUGUACAAAUGAUGGUACAUUAAUACCGGCCAAUAUUCCACCAAGUCAAACACCACAAAUGGUUUUGAUUAGUUUUUCCGGUGCUCUAAACGACCUGGUUUAUGAUCAUUAUCGUCGUGUACUAGGUUAUGGUAAUCGUUUUAAUUCACAACAAUCAAGAAGAAAUCCAAAUGGUUGUGGUAUACGGGCAACAUUUUUUAUUAAUCAUGAAUAUUCAAAUUAUGCACAAAUACAAUGGUUUGCUGCACAAGGACAUGAAAUGGCUGUACAUUCAAUUACGUAA
Dermatophagoides pteronyssinus (European house dust mite) is the source of this 1120-nucleotide messenger RNA. Its product is annotated as chitin deacetylase 8-like. Gene Ontology annotation, cellular component: extracellular region. The record is from RefSeq and is a predicted model, not a curated record. NCBI's taxonomy places the organism in Eukaryota, Metazoa, Arthropoda, Arachnida, Sarcoptiformes, Pyroglyphidae. Gene Ontology annotation, biological process: carbohydrate metabolic process. Gene Ontology annotation, molecular function: chitin binding.